This is a messenger RNA of Rangifer tarandus platyrhynchus (Svalbard reindeer), 351 nucleotides long. The record is from the annotation of a GenBank genome assembly. NCBI's taxonomy places the organism in Eukaryota, Metazoa, Chordata, Mammalia, Artiodactyla, Cervidae.
AUGGCGGCGGUGGCGCCUGGAAGCGGGGCUUCCCGGGAGGAGGAGGGUACCGGUGGGGACGCAACCACUCCGCAGCCCCCAGCCCCAACGAGUGCGCCCGGAGCUCGUCUCUCGAGGCUGCCUCUGGCUCGAGUGAAGGCCUUGGUGAAGGCGGACCCCGACGUGACUCUCGCGGGACAGGAAGCCAUCUUCAUUCUGGCACGCGCCGCGGAACUGUUUGUGGAAACCAUUGCAAAAGAUGCCUACUGUUGUGCUCAGCAAGGGAAGCGGAAAACUCUUCAGAGGAGAGAUUUGGAUAAUGCAAUAGAAGCUGUGGAUGAAUUUGCUUUCCUGGAAGGUACUUUGGAUUGA